Messenger RNA from Seriola aureovittata, 1374 nucleotides. Its product is annotated as cytosolic 5'-nucleotidase 1A. The coding region runs from base 157 to 945 and encodes 262 amino acids. Gene Ontology annotation, biological process: nucleotide metabolic process; adenosine metabolic process. NCBI's taxonomy places the organism in Eukaryota, Metazoa, Chordata, Actinopteri, Carangiformes, Carangidae. The record is from RefSeq and is a predicted model, not a curated record. Gene Ontology annotation, cellular component: cytosol; cytoplasm. Gene Ontology annotation, molecular function: 5'-nucleotidase activity; magnesium ion binding; nucleotide binding. The transcript is spliced from 6 exons.
AAUAAACAGUUCUCUGUUUCUGGGGGGAAGUUUGGAGUAGUUUGACAGACGGUUCGGUUCAGUUGUAGUCAUUAAUGUGUUGUGACUGUGAACAGGUAAAAAGAGCCACCUGUUGAGGCUGUUAAGAACCCGCGGAGUCUCAGCUGAGAGGCGGACAUGGUCUCAACAGUCCAGAACACGGACGUGAAGCAGAAGGAUGCUGAUCGUGCGGUGGUCGUUGCAGUAACGUCUCGUGCGGUGUUUGAAUGCGGAGCUCAUGAUGAUGAUGAUGAUGAGGGCGUGUAUGAAGUGGGCACGGCUCUCCCGCUGCUGCAGGCGCUCCAGAGAGUGAAUGAACGUCUGCUGGAGGACAAUCCUGCUGAGGCGCUGCUGUUUGACGUCGUCCUGAUCACCACCGACAGUCGGCAGCAGCAGCAGAGCUCCCGCAUCAUCAGCAGCACCAGACAUUACGGUCUUGAAGUCAGCAGGUUUUGUUUUUCCAGCGAGGACGAUUUCGUCGAGAGUUUGCUGAAAAAUAACUUGCAGCUCUUCCUGACGACGGACGGAGACGAGGCGUCGCAGGCGUCACAGAAAGGUGUUCUCUCAGUUCUGUUGGACCAGCAGACAGCUUCCUGUUCGUCAGAGCAGCUCAGAGUUUUAUUCUGCGGAGACGCCGUCAUCCAGCCCGACACCGGCCCGACGCCGGCGAGCCGACAGGCCGCUCAGAGUUUCUCGGCUCAGCUGGGUGAGAUGCGGCGGAGGUUCAGUGUGUUCAACAGCCCUCUCAGUAUCGUCAUGAUGACAUCACGUGGCGGCAGGGAAAGCUGCUGCGCCGCGUUGCGUGCGCUGCGGUCCCGCGGCGUCAGCGUGGACGAGGCGUACUGCCUGGCCGGGGCCCCGAGGGGUCCCAUCAUCUCCGUGCUCCGACCUCAUUUCCUGCUCAGCGAUGGCUUCCUGGAGGAGUGAUGACAUCAUGACGGGAUGAACUGUCACAUGACAUCACAGAAAAACCUUGAUCGUGUCUUUAAGAGAAGCUGCCAGUCAAACAUGUUUACUGAUGUAUAAAAUGUCUCUGUUGCUCUUGUUGCUUGUCACUUUAUUGUAAACCCAGUGCUUUUUGUUCCUGUCAGCUUCUGAUCCUCUUUUCCAGGGAUCUGAUUGAUCGAUGGUCAGGCUAUUGACGAGUUUAGAUCUGAUCCUCUGAUGGAUCAUUUUUUUUAUUGUUUCUGUGUGAGGGUCCUCACAGGUAUAGGGAUACAGAUGGGUAAACACACACUAAUGCUUUUGUUACAGUUGUAGCUGGUUACUGUCAUUUGUUUUCUGAAAGGACUGGCAGCGGACUUACAGGUCACACUUAUGUAUUUUAUACAUAAAUAAAAAUAUUGAAAAGAAAAA